Molecule: messenger RNA, 992 nt
Organism: Vespa crabro (European hornet)
Lineage: Eukaryota; Metazoa; Arthropoda; Insecta; Hymenoptera; Vespidae
Product: protein YIPF6
Exons: 7
Coding region: 281-970 (229 amino acids)
Biological process (GO): endoplasmic reticulum to Golgi vesicle-mediated transport
Cellular component (GO): trans-Golgi network; membrane
Source: RefSeq, a predicted model, not a curated record
UUAAAGUAUUUUCACUAUGAAUCAGUAUUAAUAAAUUAAUAUUUAAAGAUCUUAUAUGGUUAGUAAAACAAAUAUAAAUAUCGUUACUUUUAUAUGUAAGUGAUUGUCGAAUGAACUUGCGCAUAAAGAAUAGUAUGCGUGUAAUAUGUACACGUAUUAAAGUGUGAGGAUAAAGAGUGUAAACAACAAUAAUUACAAUUUGACUUAUGGUCAUGUGAAAUUCUUCUCUGGUUCUAUAAAAUUGUUAACUCUAUCAUUUGUAUACGUAACGAUAAAAAAUAUGGCGACGAUGGAUGAAACAAAGCUGGAUAUGUACGAUGAUGCAACGUAUACUGUGGAUCCUCAAAAUGUUGAAGGAGAGAUGACAGUAGGGCCCAAACAAAAAUCAAGCCUAGGUGAAUUAGAAUUUAAUACAUUAGAUGAACCAAUAAGAGAUACAAUUCUUAGAGAUGUUAGAGCUGUAGGCAAGAAAUUCUAUCACGUUUUAUAUCCUAGGGAGAAGAAAAGUUUAUUGAAAGAAUGGGACCUCUGGGGACCGUUAGUGUUAUGUACAUUUAUGGCAAUGAUAUUACAAGGAUCAUCUGGUACAGUUGAAAAUUCUAACGAUGGUGGACCUGAAUUUGCAGAGGUAUUUGUUAUAGUAUGGAUUGGAUCCAUGAUUGUCACACUGAAUUCUAAACUUUUAGGUGGUAACAUAUCAUUUUUCCAAAGUGUCUGUGUCUUAGGAUAUUGUUUAUUGCCAACUGCCAUUGCAUUAAUCUUAUGCAUAAUUAUAUUAAUGGUAGAACAAAGUACUUUUUUGUUCAUACUCAGAUUUAUUAUUACUAUGAUUGGGUUUAUAUGGGCCACGUAUGCAUCUAUGGCAUUCCUUGGAGAUAGUCAGCCUGUUGGAAGAAAACCUUUGGCUGUUUAUCCUAUUUUUCUAUUUUACUUCGUUAUUUCAUGGCUAGUAAUAUCACAUACGACAUAAAAUCAAAUAUAAUAAUUAACAA